Gadus chalcogrammus (walleye pollock) is the source of this 2512-nucleotide messenger RNA. It is a transcript of the gene pllp, whose product is annotated as plasmolipin. The record is from RefSeq and is a predicted model, not a curated record. Gene Ontology annotation, biological process: myelination. Lineage: Eukaryota; Metazoa; Chordata; Actinopteri; Gadiformes; Gadidae. Bases 429 to 995 code for a protein of 188 amino acids. Gene Ontology annotation, cellular component: membrane. Gene Ontology annotation, molecular function: structural constituent of myelin sheath. The transcript has 4 exons.
UACAAAGAGCAUGAGACAGAGAAAUCUCCCACAACCUUAAGCACCUGACACUGAGAGGUGCAGCUAUUGACCUGUGCACUACUGACCGGUUUUCUAUAUAAACUCAAAUGAAUUGUGCUCGUCUACCUGGAUACAGGAUACUUCGAGCAGACUUGGAUCUCACCAGGAACCUUCUCAACAUUCCCAAUAGACUUUCGAUUGUGUACUCAUUCGGAUCUGAAUUGGUCAAAAGGGCGGUUUUUCUUUUUAACGUUUAGCUUCUCUUGGAAGUAUUGACUUCUCUAAAUCCAUUCAUACAGUUAGAGUUGGGGAAGAAAAGCAGAAUUUUUUACAGAAGGGUGACUUUAAUCUGAGGAGUGUUUCCCAUCUACAAAGAAGAUUAUCUCUUUUUGUUGGGAUUAUUUGGGCAAAGAUACACACUUGCAGAGAUGGCCGAGUUCCCAUCCAAGGUGACCACAGAGACCAGUGCACCCCAGUCAGACGGCGGCCAACAGGGGGGAAACAGUCUGCGGGGGUUGGCUGCUGGCGUAACCAUUAGGAUGGACCUGUCCUUUAUCAGAAGCAUCCCUGCUAUUCUCAUGCUGGUGGAAAUAGUGUCAGGCCUGCUCCAGUGGACGCUGAUAGCCAGCGCCUACAUUUGGGCACUGUCAGUGUACGGCUGGGUGAUGUUCGUGGCCGUCACCCUGUGGCUACUCACCAGCCUGCUCUUCUGCCUGAUCCUCUUUGGGUUCCAGAGUAAACUCGUCUCCGUGCCCUGGCCCCUGACGGUGAUGUUGUACCACGCUGUAGCCGCUAUUCUGUGCCUGACGGCGUUCCUGGCCAAUGCAGCGUCGGUCUACCCAUAUCGAUUUCACGUUUACACUCAUGGACAUUUUGGAGCCGCUGCAUUCUUUGGGGCGGUGACUACCGUAGCCUAUGGCGCUAGCGCUUACUUCUCCUACCUGGACUGGAGGGGAAACAGUGGAAAUGCCGCAUCAGGCACUGGGGCCUCAUAGAACCCAAGACACACCCUCUAUCUCCUAAAGGAAAAACGAUCUAAAGCCUGACUGGUUUCUGGGGGAACCUUAGCUGGAAGGGUGAAGGCCUAAGUCCUUUUACACACAUUUCCAUAACCAUUACAUACAGCUCUGAUCAUUUGUAUUGGAAAAAUAAAAAUAAAAAAGUGCCUGGCAUGCAUUGAAAUGCAUCCUAUUUAAAAUAAAUCUAGCUAUACAUCCCAUUUAAAGUUUUAAACUACGCAACUGUUUACAAAUGGAAAGGCUCAAUGAAGUGAGUACAAAGCAUUCAUCGGCAUAUAUGUAUAAUAAUACACCUUGCUUAACCUCGCUUAUGCUCAGACCAUACAUCACAAAUGAAAAGGAAACUCUUAACAAUAAGGUUACAUUAACUACAAUACCAUUAAUUAAUAUUAGUUAAAGCAGUAAUGAGCAUUAUUAUAUAGCUUUAGCAUAGGGGUGUCGGUCAGGGUUAACCCUAGCCAAAUUAAAUAUCCAUGAACACCUUUGUCAACAUGAACACUAUUAUUAAACCUGACAUACAUUAAAUCUUAAUUAACUGGUAAUGCUUCUAACAGCAUUAAUUUAAGUUAAUGGUUAAUUAAUGUACCCUUAUUGUGUAGAGUUACCAAUUAAAAUAACAAUCUGUACAGCAGUUUACAUAAUGAACAAUGAUUCUAGAUGUUUAUUCUGUGGUUCUGUACAUUAUCAAAGUAUUUCAAGGCAAAAAUAAAACCUUUUUUAUUGAUAUUAUUGCACAUACUUUUAUUUAGUUUUGUGCCUAAUGAGCCAAAAUAUGUCUUGUUCGUUUAGAUUCCAAUAAAAUGUAGUGGUGCCUGUGGAUGUAAUGGCACUCUCACUGUGUGUAUACACAUUGAGAGUGACAGUACUCUUACUUACUGUGCAUAACAAGGAAUGAUUUGUACAUGAUUAUUUGAAAGACAUCUUUAUUUAAAAAAACGUGUACAAAUAAUAAAGAUCUAUAUGAACAACAUGCAUCUUACUAUUUCAUUAUCUAUGUUGAUGUGUAAGCCACGUUUUUAUCUUAAACAAACUAAGUAUAUUUCCAACACUUUCUGAUCAAUCCACUCAUGCAUGUGAAUAUCAAAUCAAACAUUACAUCCACAGGCACCACAUUUGACACUUCAUGAUAACUCACAUUCCAGCGAGCAUUUCCCAUGAGCACAGGAUUUUGGUUUUUCUGGUUGCAGUAUAUCAUUAUACUUACCAUUAGUUUGAUUAUUAUGAUGGCCUACAGGAUUAGCGUUCGCAUUCAAAUCUUUGCUCACACUACAUGAUUAUCCAUAAAGGUUGCAGUUCUCAACCAAUAGAAAAACUAUGAGAAGGGCUCGAAAAAUAUAACCUAGCUUAGACUUUACUUGCUGACACUUGCAAUCACAUAGGGUGCGGACUUGUCCCGGAAAUGUGUGUGUGCAUAUGCGUGUGUAUAUGUGUGUGCGUAUGCGGGCACGCGUAAAAUAUAUAGAAGUCAUUAUAUUUUGUACCUGUUGUAAGUU